AUGGUGAGGCCUGCCACCCCCACCAACGUGGUCCGGUCCACCCUCACCCCGGUGAAGCCUGUCACCCCCACCAUGGUGAAGCCUGCCACCCCCACCAACGUGGUCCAGUCCACCCCCACCAAGGUGGUCCGGUCCACCCCCACCAUGGUGAAGCCUGCCACCCCCACCAACGUGGUCCAGUCCACCCCCACCAAGGUGGCCUGCCACCCCCACCAAGUCUGCCUCUACCCCAGUGGUGAAUCCCACCCCUCAUCACCCCAAUCUGGUGGAAGGGAAGGAUAUCACUCCUGUCAAGGUGAAGCCAAACACCAUCCCAUCAUCUGUGGCAGCCUCUCACCUGCUGAAGGAGGACCGGGACUCCAGGUCCCUGUACAGGGCGACCGGGACCCAGACCGUUUGGCUUUGAUGGUCCCCCAGCUGGACUGGGCCAGCAUCCAUGUUCCGGAGGUCCAGUCCGACAUGCCCAGGCUCCCAGUUCAAACCAUGCAGCUGCUCACCAGUGAACAACUGCAGUGCCUGGGGUUGCCAAAUCUGAGUGAAAGCUGCUACUUGAAUGCUGCAAUUCAGUGUAUGCUGAGGAUGGGGGGCUUUUGCCAGCAGCUUUUGCAACAGCAGCACAUCUGGAGGAACAAUCCAGCCGCCGGCCUGCUCAAGUGCUUUGUUGACGUCAAGGUGGCCAGAUUUGGCCACCAACCGGCGUACAAACGCAUCGUCCUUAAGGCUCUGCUUGACUGCGUGGCUGAGGAGGCAGAUGAGUUCCGGGAUGGCGGCCAGAAGGACGCCCACGAGUUCUUCUGCGUCACUGUGGCCCAGAUGGCAGCUCUGGCCCCCCUCCUGGAGGGAGGGGCAUGGGGCGGAGGGGCGUACACCUGCCCGGUCCGCACCAACCUGCUCUUCCAGAUGCUCAGCACGAGGACUUGCAGGCAGUGUGGACUGCAGUCCUCCAGACAGGAGGAGUUCUCCAACUUGUCUCUGGCCCUGACGGCCGGGAGCUCCGUCGAGGCCUGCCUGCAGCAGUACCUCCAGGAGACUGAACUGGAGUUUCGCUGCAGCUGUGGAGGAUGCCGCUCAGGACUGCGGUGGUCGUUCCUGACCCUGCCCCAAGUGAUCGUGUUCCAGUUGAACCGAUUCUGUCACGGCGCACAGUGGCAGCUGGAGAAGUUGGAGGAGCCCAUUCUUCUCAGCAGGGAGCUGCUGCUCUGCUCUAGACCGAGCGGCGACAAGGCACUACCCAGCAGGGCUGCCCAGGAGCAGGGCCAGGCUCCUGGGGGCCAGGGAGACACCCAGGAGCAGGGUCAGACUCCUGGGGGCCAGGGGCACACCCAGGAGCAGGGCCAGACUCCUGGGGGCCAGGGGCACACCCAGGAGCAGGGCCAGACUCCUGGGGGCCAGGGACACACCCAGGCCGGGACAGGGGUCACCCAGCUGACCAGCCCUCAUGCCUCAGAGCUCAAGGUACAGCCUGGUCAGUGUGUUGAGUCACAUUGGUUCUUCUACCAACUCGGGUAAGGCUCACACCAUGUUACACUCACACAGGAACUGUUUGUAAGUAUUACAAUGAUACACCCUUACACGUAUGUCCAACCUAAAUGACCCUAUUCAGCUGCUUGUUUAAAACAAAUUGACUUAUUUAGGUUGCCGGGGGUAAGUAUACACACACAUACACCAUUCACGGGUGAGUAUAACACACCAUUCACGGGUGAGGAUAACACACCAUUCAGGGGUGAGUAUCCACACUCACACUGACAGCACCACGGUGGGGUGAACAGGUGAGUAUAACCCCGAUUGGCUCUACCCUACCUAACAGAGCACCCUCCUCUCCCUAUAGGCCACUACAUCUGUGACUGUCACUACGCAGACGGGGACCCCGACGACCCAACAGACCGCUGGCUCUCCUACAACGACCACAUCGUCACGGAGACGACCGGCGAGUUAGUCUGCGAGCGCAGGCAGAGGAGCUCCUACAUGCUGUUCUACGAGAGACGGUAGAGCAGACGCGCCUGACAGCCGUCCUGCGCCGGGGAUGUGAAACCAGGGACUGUGCGAGCUGCUCCAGAGACACGGCUGGCCCCCUGUCUGCAGCAUGCCAGUCUAGCCUCAGGAGGAUAGGCUGCCCCCCCCAAGGGCCCGGAUCCUCUCAAGGUUUCUCCCCCAUGAGGGAGUUGUUCCUUGCCGCUGUCGCCACAAUUUUUGGCUUGCCCUCGGGGGGGAUUUUAGAAAAUAAAUGGUUUCACCUUCUCCGCUCUCAUGUGGUUGGCAUUACUUGGCAUAAUAAUCAUAUUUUAUUUGGGGGAUGCCUUUCAAAGCAUUCGAGUACAUCUUACAUGAAAUGGGCCUAUGUAGAUGAGUUCAAAAACAGUGGAGGUUAAAAGAGACGUAUGCAGUAUACGUGACAUAAGGCUUUGGUGGGCAGACUCUCCCCAGAGUUUUAGACUUGAGAGGCAUCAUAACGAGAGUGCUAGACCCGAUAUCGAAGUGUAAUAAUACAAAAUAAUUGUCAUUAUUACUCCUAACUUUAGGCGUAGCCCCUACCAGCCUGGGUUUGAUAAGAUGACUAUACAGAUGAGCGUGUUGAACCCUCAGCACCCCUAGUUCCUGCGGCCAUGCCUCCAGGAAUUUGCAAUGUUGCGAAAUUCAACGAUUCCCUGCGAAUUCAGCGCAACGUUGCAAUUUUAACCAAUCACCGCAAUUUUCCCGCAACUUUGACCAAUCAUCAUCGUCUCCCACAACUCUCUCCAGUUGGCGUUUAAAUCCAGUGUUCCGUCUGAAUGCAUUCAUCGAACGAAAGUUCAUGAACUUUUUCAUAAUUUUGGUGAACGUGAACUGAACGCACUGUAUUACUGCCUAAUGAACGAUACUGUGAACGCGUUCAUACUGGUGUCUGCGAACUCUUUCACUCUUUUUAAUUUAGUUCAAUAAGGUCCCAGAUUUCUACAGACUUCCAGGAGAAAAACACAGUUAACAGUCAUGUAUCCAGGGUUGCCCAACCAGUCAAUCACAGACUUCCUGUCUGACAGG
Molecule: messenger RNA, 3018 nt
Organism: Hypomesus transpacificus
Lineage: Eukaryota; Metazoa; Chordata; Actinopteri; Osmeriformes; Osmeridae
Product: ubiquitin carboxyl-terminal hydrolase 37-like
Exons: 13
Coding region: 1-1509 (502 amino acids)
Biological process (GO): protein deubiquitination
Cellular component (GO): cytosol; nucleus
Molecular function (GO): cysteine-type endopeptidase activity; cysteine-type deubiquitinase activity
Source: RefSeq, a predicted model, not a curated record